ACUAACCGAAGCCAUCAUCACGCAGACACAGAACCUAGCAGCCCGGCACCAAAGAAGGAAGGAACACGAAGCACACCAGUGACCGCCACAUGGCGGCCACUCGAGCCCCUCUGUCCUCAUACCAAAACCCUAGCUCCACACCCACACUGAAAUCUCCUCCCAAACCCUCUUAUGUCGCUUUUGAAAUCAAAGCCUCGACCUUGAGGAAGAAGAAGCAGAACGGCAUUAGGUGCGAGAUCAAGAGCUUCGAGAAUCCGCACAAUUGGACCAUCGAGCCGGAUACGCCUAUUCGUGUCUUUCACAACCAUCCAGAAGCUCAGGUGGCAAUGGCUUCCGGAUCGGCAGUGAAGAAGGUCUGCCUCUUCUACUGCGCCGAGACCAAGUCGCUCGCUCAGAAAGUCGCGGCUCAAUCUGACGCCGUUGAGCUCCGUAGCAUCACUUGGAGGAAAUUUGAUGAUGGGUUUCCCAACAUAUUCAUACCCAAUGCUCAUGGCAUUCGAGGACACCAUGUGGCCUUUCUGGCCUCGUUUAGUUCCCCAUCAGUGAUUUUUGAGCAGCUCUCUGUGAUCUAUGCAUUGCCCAAGUUGUUCAUCGCCUCAUUCACGCUCGUCCUUCCCUUUUUUCCCACUGGGACUUCUGAGCGUAUGGAGGAUGAGGGAGAUGUUGCCACCGCUUUCACACUUGCCAGGGCCUUGUCAAAUAUACCCAUUUCAAUGGGAGGGCCCACUAGUUUAGUCAUCUAUGAUAUCCAUGCCUUGCAGGAGAGAUUUUACUUUGGUGAUAAUAUCUUACCAUGCUUUGAAAGUGGGAUCCCUUUGCUCAAAAGUAGGCUGCAACAGCUCCCUGAUUCUGAUAAUAUAUCCAUUGCUUUUCCUGAUGAUGGUGCAUGGAAACGAUUUCAUAAGCAGCUACAGCAUUUCCCAACGAUUGUCUGUGCUAAAGUUCGGGAAGGUGACCAACGAAUUGUACGUAUCAAGGAGGGAGACGCAAGAGGACGGCAUGUUGUGAUUGUUGAUGAUUUGGUUCAAUCUGGUGGCACCUUGAUUGAAUGCCAGAAAGUUUUAGCCGCCCAUGGAGCUGCGAAAAUCAGUGCUUAUGUAACGCAUGGGAUUUUUCCUAAUAGAUCAUGGGAACGCUUUCAAAGAGAUAAUGGAGGGAAACCUGAGCAUGGGCUGACCUACUUCUGGAUUACAGACUCAUGUCCACUGACAGUGGAAGAUGUGAUGCACAAUCCACCGUUUGAAGUUCUCAGCCUUGCUGGUUCUAUAGCGGCUACUCUUCAAAUAUAAGAGAAACUUAGGAGCACUAGAUAAAAGUGCCUUCUCUUAGGUUUUAUUUCUUGUUCUCCCGCCCUUUCUUCCUCUUAUGGGGUUCAACAGAUUAUAGAGUCAUCAAGCAUAGAGAAGUACAAGGAUUCGAGUAUCAGGCUGCAGCGAAGAAUUUUUACUUUUUGUAGCAGUUAUUAUGACAAAAUGAUGCGAACUUUCAGGGGCAUUGACAAAGUUUAGCACUUUGAUUACAAUAAACACCUAGUAUCCUCAAUGCUAAGUUGCUGUCAAAAGUAUAAUCUAGCUCUAGGAAUAGAGCAAGGGCAAAUAGCCAUUUCUGAAGAAAAGUUAUAGGCUAACAUUGUCUACAGUUCGAGCAUAUGUGAUUUCCUUUUAGACAAAUUGCAAGAAGUUAUUUCUAUAUGUUAAGUAUUUCAUAUGUGGAAAGCAAGUGAAGGAAAUUAGCCUUCGUAUUGUAU
This is a messenger RNA of Prunus mume (Japanese apricot), 1747 nucleotides long. RefSeq names its product ribose-phosphate pyrophosphokinase 4. Gene Ontology annotation, cellular component: ribose phosphate diphosphokinase complex; cytoplasm. Gene Ontology annotation, molecular function: magnesium ion binding. The record is from RefSeq and is a predicted model, not a curated record. Gene Ontology annotation, biological process: 5-phosphoribose 1-diphosphate biosynthetic process; purine nucleotide biosynthetic process. Lineage: Eukaryota; Viridiplantae; Streptophyta; Magnoliopsida; Rosales; Rosaceae.